AUGGCGACUGAAAAAAAGCCCAACGGAAAAUCUAAGAAGAACUCUAAACCUCAUGAUGUAGAAUCACUGAAAUCCGACGUAGCAUCCUUUGCUUCCUCCAUCGGUCUAUCCUCCUCCACAGACGCCGCCGCCGCCGCCUUCUCCGGUUUCAACGACUCCGACUUCCGAAAGAAAGCCCCUGUCAAACCCUUCAAUAAAAAAGCGACCGAAGCCAACCCAAACAACAAGAAAACGACGACUCCCGCUUCCACCAACCCCCAAAUCAAUAAACCCAAGCCUGCAAAACCCGGACCUGGGCCGAGCUUCAACGCUUUAACUGAUUCAAGUAACAACAGGAACGACAAGUGGAAAAAUUUGCCAAAGCUUCCGCUGGUCCGGGCUCAUGAUUUGGGCUCUUGGUAUGUUGAUGCUGCGGAAUUAGAGGAGAAGGUGCUGGCAAAUAAGGAUAAGAAGGUGGUGAUUAAGAACUUGGACGAGUGGAAGAAUCUAGUUGAAAAGAAAAAGGAGCUGGGGGAGAGGUUAUUGAGUCAAUAUGCUGGGGAUUACGAGUCUUCAAGAGGGAAAAAUGGGGACAUUAAGAUGCUGAUGGCUACUCAGAGGUCCGGGACAGCGGCCGAUAAGGUGUCUGCUUUCUCAGUCAUGGUUGGGGACAAUGCAGUUGCUAAUCUCCGAUCACUUGAUGUGCUUUUGGGGAUGGUAACCUCAAAAUUCGGAAAGCGCCAUGCCUUGACUGCUUUUGAAGUACUGAAAGAGCUUUUCAUUUCUAGCCUAUUACCGGACCGGAAGCUAAAGACCUUAUUUCAGCAACCCCUAAAUCUUCUUUCUGAGACUAAAGAUGGCUACUCUCUUCUUCUGUUUUGGUAUUUUGAGGAUUGCUUGAAAGAAAGGUAUAAACGAUUUGUUUCUGCUGUUGAGGAAGCCUCAAGAGAUGUUUUAGCCAUACUUAAAGACAAGGCUGUAAAGGCCAUUUAUGUUCUGUUAAAGAGCAAACCAGAACAAGAGCGGCUCUUGCUUUCUGCGUUAGUAAAUAAACUGGGUGAUCCCGGAAAAAAAGUUGCGUCUAAUGCUGAUUUUCAUUUGUCCAAACUUUUGACCGACCAUCCAAGCAUGAAGGCUGUCGUUAUUGAGGAGGUGGAUAAGUUUCUUUUCCGGCCUCAUCUGGGAUUACAAGCUAAAUUCUAUGCUGUUAACUUUCUUGCCCAAAUCCGUUUGAGUCACAGAGGAGAUGGACCAAAAGUGGCAAAGCGUUUGGUCGAUGUGUAUUUUGCACUAUUUAAGAUACUGAUUUCCAACUCCAAUGGGGAAAGUGGGAAAGACAGUAAAGAGAAACAUCCCAAAGCUUCCAGUUCUAAGAAAAUCAAAGCAGAUACUCCAUCAGAAUCUCAUGUUGAGAUGGAUUCUCGGUUGUUAACAGCCCUUUUGACAGGUGUAAAUAGAGCAUUUCCUUUUGUUUCCAACGACGAAUCAGAAGAGAUCAUUGCAGUUCAGACACCAAUUUUGUUCCAGCUGGUUCAUUCAAAGAGCUUUAAUGUGGGAGUUCAAGCACUAGUUCUUCUUGACAAGAUUUCAUCCAGAAAUCAGAUUGUUAGUGACCGAUUCUAUCGAGCAUUGUAUUCUAAGCUUCUCCUACCAGCUGCUAUGAAUUCAUCAAAGGAAGAAAUGUUCAUUGGGCUACUUCUAAGGGCAAUGAAAAAUGACAUCAAUUUAAAACGAGUCGCUGCUUUUGCUAAGCGUUUGUUACAGGUUGCUCUCCAGCAGCCACCUCAAUAUGCAUGUGGAUGUCUUUUCCUCCUUUCUGAAGUUCUUAAAGCAAGACCGCCCCUUUGGAAUAUGAUGCUUCAGAAUGAGUUGAUUGAUGAGGAUCUUGAACAUUUUGAGGAUGCAGCCGAUGAAGACGAUGCCUAUGAAUUGGCUCAUACCAAAAGCAAUGCUUCCAGUGUCGCAGACGAUAAGAAUUCAUUGCCUCGUGUCGAUGGCUCCUCAGCAUCUGAGGUAGGAAGAGAUGAUAAUGAGGGAGCAUCAAAAGCUACCAAUCUUGGGUCUGCAUUGCCUGGAGGUUAUGACCUGAAGAAGAGGGAGCCGCUAUACUGUAAUGCAGAUCGAACAAGCUGGUGGGAGUUAACAGUGCUGGCUUCACAUGUCCACCCAUCUGUUGCCACCAUGGCCAGAACGCUACUUUCCGGGGCAAAUAUAGUGUACAAUGGCAACCCACUUGUUGAUCUUUCACUCACUGCUUUUCUGAACAAGUUCAUGGAGAAAAAACCAAAACAAACUACAUGGCACGGUGGUUCCGACAUCGAACCUGCAAAGAAGCUUGACAUGAACAACCAGUUAAUAGGAGCAGAAAUUCUGUCACUAGCGGAAUCAGAUGUACCGCCAGAGGAUUUUGUUUUUCAUAAGUUUUAUUCGAACAAAUUGACUUCUUCCCAUAAAUCUAAGAAGAAAAAGAAGAAGAAGACGGAGGAAGAUGAGGAUGCAGAAGAGUUAGUUGGUGAUGACCAAAGUGAUGAUGAAGAGAUUGAAAAUGUCUUGAACGCUUCAAAUCCCCCCGUCGAAAGCGACGAUGAAGAGUAUGACUAUGACGACUUAGACAAUGUCGCUAAUGAUGAUGAUGAUGACUUGAUUGGUCGUGCUAGUGAUGAGGAGAUGGACUUCCCAUCAUCCGAGAUCGUUGGUAAAGAUUUUGAUUUUGAUGAUGGUGACGAAGACGAUGACAACCAUGAUGAUAAUAAUGGUGAAGAAACAGCAGUAUUUGGGGAAGAGGAGGAUGAUGAGAUUGAUGAUGAAGAGGACAACUCCUCCAAGAAGAGAAAAAGGAAAGGAAAGAAAUCAUCAGAUAAACAUAGUUCUGUUUCUGCUUCUCCAUUUGCAAGCAUUGAAGAGUAUGAGCACCUCAUCAUUGAGGAUGAUAAUCCCAAAGGGAAGAAUAAGAAGAAGAAGAAGGCUUCUUCUCCUAAUAAUGACAAAACGAAGGAGCCGAAGAAAACCAAAAAGAAGAGGAGGAAGUCAUCUGAAUGA
Molecule: messenger RNA, 3018 nt
Organism: Oldenlandia corymbosa var. corymbosa
Lineage: Eukaryota; Viridiplantae; Streptophyta; Magnoliopsida; Gentianales; Rubiaceae
Source: the annotation of a GenBank genome assembly